GGGGACCCUCUCUUGACAUCGACCGUGUAUUUAAUUUGGAAACUUACCCAUCAUUAUCGUCUCUUCUUCUUCGGGUUCGAGCCUCGCGACGCCGCUUUCUCUGCCGCGGCUUCCUCGGCCGCGGCCGCGCGCUCUGCCCGCUUUUCAGACUCGCGCAAGAUGGCACCAUUAAUUUGGCAUACCAUGGUCACCGCGAAGCCGUACGCGGCUAGCGGCUUGAAGUCGAAGCGCUGCAAAAUCUCCGCGAGGGCCGCGCUAACGCUUAGCAGCACUCCGAGGUGGGCUAAUCGGUUGCGCUCGAUUACCAGCUUCAUC
Pelagomonas calceolata is the source of this 315-nucleotide messenger RNA. Lineage: Eukaryota; Pelagophyceae; Pelagomonadales; Pelagomonadaceae. The record is from the annotation of a GenBank genome assembly.